CGAGUUGGGGUGAGAGGACGGAUGCUGCAAGUCUGGUGUUUAGAAAUCAACAUUCAGCUGGUGGUUUUUAUUUGUUUCUGAAUUUCAGUCUGCCAUCAUCUGGCUUUUACGAUUGGGUUUGUGAUAACAGAAGAGUCAUGCCCCCUCUCUCUUACACAGGCCCAAAUGGAGGGGGAGAACAGACUUCCAUAUCCAAUUUGCAAAUUGGAUUAUAUUGUGAGUUAUUGUCGCAAACACAUUUUAAGUGGAUCAGAAGCCAACAACUUCACAAAAGCUGACCUAUCAAAGCCAGAAGCUGUACAGAGACUGUACAUGAGAUGUCUACAGAUUGUUUUUGAUGCACGUCCAGAUUGCUUUUACAUGAUGCCUGGAGAUGAAAACAUGCCAUAUCCUCAACUUUCUGAAGGUUUUAUCCCACUUCUGAAUCUUUAUGUUUGCAUGCAUAAUUUAAAAUCACUCUGCGCAAUUCCAUAUUUUGAGAUGAGUGAUCUCUUGAAUCCUAAAUCAAAAGGUACCAUUGUCAUCAUGAGUGGCAUAAUCAACUUUCUUCAGUUCAGAAAAAGAACCCUCGAAACUUACCUGAACCAACAAAAAAGUUUUAAAUUGAAUCUGGAGAUGAUGCAACAGAUGGUUUCAUCAAAUGAAGAAAUGAAAUACAAAAUUGAAAGACUUAAUACCAUACCUCCUGACCAAAAGGCAAAGAUUGAUGUGCUGUCUGCAGAAAUAACUGAAUUGCAACAAGUCAUAAACCGUGAAUAUCGUCUCAAGCAAAAUUCCGUUCAAGAUGCAACUACACAGCUGAAGACUGAAAUUGCAGAGCAAAAUAAAGUGUUGGGUCAGCUAAAAUUGGACAUGGCCAAUGCAAAAGAACUCCAAGCAAAGCUCCGACCUUUGAUUGUGGAAUGCCCAGAACAACUGAACAGUGAAAUACAGUCAAUGAGGGAGACAGUAGAAAAGAAGAAGGAAGCCAUGCAAAAGAAAAAUGACAGAACAAUGGAACUUCAGGACAAGUUGGCAAGUCUUACCAAUUUCCAAAACAAAGAACUAGAAACUUACUGCAGUUUAUUGCAACAAUCCCAGACUGGCUCUGACCUUAUAAGCAGCGUGAACACUGAGAUUUGGAAUGAAGAAAAUGAGUUGGAGAGAAAGCAAAUGGAACUGAAAAACAUGCAGACAGAAGAAACUCGGUUGAAAAGGAUUCUGGGCUCAAAGCUUGAGAAACAGGAUAAGCUACAGAUGCAGAGGCAUAAGAAACAAGAAGCUAGGGAGCAUGAUCUUGAUUCAGUAGCCACGGAGUUUGAUAUGUUUAAGCAGCGAAGCCAGGAGGUGUCUGAAAAGAUUGCACAAAUAAACAGUGAACGUCAACAAUAUCAGACGAAAAGCCAGACAUUGCAAGAGAGCUGUGCUAAAGAUGAAUCAGAAUGUCAGAAUUUGUACUCCAAGCUGCUGGCUGAUCUGGAACAAUAUCAUGAACGUUUGGCUAUAGUGACACAGAAGGCUACAUUUGAAGGACAUAAGCAAAUGGCAGAACUAGAGAAAGCCAUGAGUGAAAGAAUUUGAAGCCCAACCUGCACUUCACUGCAAAUCUUUGUAGAUGUCUGAUUUUGUUAAUCUGUCUCCUGUCUGGUUUUUUUUUUUAAGCAAAUAACAAUUAUUCUUAAGUGUCUUACAUUGUUUCGCGUCUAAGCCCAGAUGUUUGUCACUGUUUGAACUAUUUUAUAUGUAGCUUCAUUUAAAAAGUACUGAGGAAAGCAUAAUUUCUUAGUGUAUAAUGAAAUGUACAUUUUCAUGUCUUUUGUAGUGUGCAAUGUUUGCUGACUUAUAACUUUGCAAUAAAAAUAAAAAUGAGCUGCACUUGUUAAAUGUCAUUGUUAAGAUACAAUGGGAAGUUUAUAUUAAAGAUGAUAUUUCUUUGAAAUACUGACCCAUGGAGAAAGAAAGGAUGUUUAUUCUGGAAAAUGAUUUGCUAUUUGUCUUUUUAUUCUGAGAAAUGAAUAACUCUUACUCACUUUCAAAUGCCCGCAUUAAAUAUUAGAGAAUUGCACUUUUUGUCUGCUCCAUUCACCCAUGUUAUAUUUCUUUUUCUUUUUUCUAUGCAAUGAGUCCCCUUUUAAAUAUCAUUAUCGUGCCCAUUAUCUGCUUUCAUCAUUCCUUUACUCUGCUGAAAAAAGUUACAGUACACAAAUUCUUUAUU
Molecule: messenger RNA, 2194 nt
Organism: Rhincodon typus (whale shark)
Lineage: Eukaryota; Metazoa; Chordata; Chondrichthyes; Orectolobiformes; Rhincodontidae
Gene: nuf2
Product: UF2 component of NDC80 kinetochore complex
Exons: 14
Coding region: 166-1560 (464 amino acids)
Biological process (GO): kinetochore organization; mitotic spindle organization; meiotic chromosome segregation
Cellular component (GO): Ndc80 complex; kinetochore
Molecular function (GO): protein-containing complex binding
Source: RefSeq, a predicted model, not a curated record